This is a messenger RNA of Caenorhabditis elegans, 4192 nucleotides long. RefSeq names its product Tetratricopeptide repeat protein 21 homolog (gene ift-139). The transcript is spliced from 15 exons. The record is from RefSeq and is marked reviewed. Lineage: Eukaryota; Metazoa; Nematoda; Chromadorea; Rhabditida; Rhabditidae. Gene Ontology annotation, cellular component: dendrite; cilium. Bases 38 to 4012 code for a protein of 1324 amino acids.
AAAGCAAUAUUUUUAUUGCUGAUAUCUCAAUUUAAAAAUGGAUUCCGAAUCUGACGAUAAUCCAAAUGACCCAGAAGAUCGCAAAAAAUGGGGACACAAGGAUGUGGAGCACUGGAGAGCUGUGUCCAAUGUACAUUAUUAUGCGAGAGAAGGCUAUUUUGGCACAGCAAUUCUUGUGUGCGACGGGCGGUUGGCUACCAUAAAAGAUCCUGCACUUGCAAUUCUGAAAGGUGUCUGUCUCACUCUUCUGGGAAAGAUUCCAGAUGCAAUUCGUCAUUUGGAAACUUUUGUGACUGAUAACGAUGUUGCUCUGGGAGCCCUGCAUGCGUUGAAAUGGGCUCAUGCAAGUGCUUUUAACCCAGAUAACAAAUCUAUCGUGGAAAUCGAGACAGAAAUUUCAACGCGGGCUAGAAAUGAGAAGACUCCUUACACUUCGUAUGCUACUGCCUCUGAGGUACUCUACUUUGCCGGGGAGUACCAAAAAUCCAAGCAAAUGUUGGAUAUUGCAAGAAAAAGAGCAACGGAGAAGCAUGCUAAACAUUAUUGUCUAUUGGGAUGGAUUGAAUUGGCAUUGGGGAAGAAACAGAAAUCAACACAAGAACUAUUUGAGAAAGCUGGGGGACAGGAGUAUCCCGAUGGAAAUAUUGGACGAUGCAAAAUCCUUGAAGGUCAUCAUUCUGCUCCUGAAAUGAAAGUAGCUGCAAAUGAACUCGCUAUUUCUACCAUUCACUUUUUACCAGGACACAUUGAAAAAGCAAAAGCAUCGAUUAUGAUGAAAGACUGGAGAGGAGUUAUGGAUUGUAUAAUGAAUGCGGAUCAACCAGAAGGAAGUAAUCCUUAUAUUGAAGUACUUCGAACUGUUCAUGGAAUAUGUUAUGCUGGGGAAGUAUCAAUGUUGAAAAGAACACUUCAAUUAUUAUUGAAGAGUUUGGAUGAAAAUGAAGCAACAAAUCAUGUGCUGUAUGCAAGAAUCACUAAACUUCUUGUUUCAAUUAGUGGGAGAGAUGAGAAAAUAUUAAGACAUGCAAGAGACUUUCUGACUCGAGCUCUAAAAAUUUCUCGAAAACCUGACUAUGUCGCUCUUUCAAUGAGAAUUGCUUUUGGAUUGGGAGGUGCGAAAGAAGUUUCAACUUUGUCACAGGAGCUUGUCGCAUUAGAUUGUGAAGAUUCAUAUGCAGUAUUAUCAAGUGUCGUGUCAAUGUUAAUGAUCAGUAGGGUAUCUGAUGCAAGAGCUCAGUUUGAUAUUCUACCAUCUGCUCAUCCAAAACUUUUGGAAUCCCCACUUUAUUACCUCAUUGCCUCAGUGCUUGCCAAGCAAAGCAAAGAUAAAUCAUUCGAAAACUUCCGUCAACACAUUGAAAAUUUGGUUGAAAUGCUUCGAAAUCAGCUUCAAUCAUUUCCAUUCGGCCUGGACUAUCUUUCCCUAUUCAGCUCAGAUCUCUUAUAUUCCGCUGUUGAGCAAUGUUUUGAUUUCUACCCUCUUGUACCUAUCAAAGCACCGGAUGAUUGCAUGAAGUUGACUGCGAAAACUCUUCAAAUGAUCUAUGACGUGGCACCAGGACUUGCUCAUUGUACACUACAACUUGCUAGAAACUCGUACCUCUGCUCAAAUACAAAUGCAGCAGAGAAAUGGAUUGAGAAGGUCCUAGACAAGGAUGAUUCAUUGGCAGAUGCUCAUAUUCUGCGAGCUGAAUUGAUUCUGGAUAGAGGUGGAAAGAUCACAGAUGCUGAUGAUGCUCUUGUCACUGGAUUAAAUUUUAAUUUCAAACUUCGAGAGACAUCCUUGUAUCAUCUGAUAAAAUCAAAAACCUUCAAGAAGAGAAAUGAGAAUGACGAGGCAAUCAAGACAUUGAAAAUGGCAUUGCAAAUACCUAGAAAGGAGCCGUCGAAAAAUUUGUUUCAACCGAAGGAAUCAGCGGAUACCCAUAAAAUAUCAGUUCAACUGGAGUUGAUUGAUACUUUGCAGCACAUGAAAAGAAUUCAAGAAGCCGAAACCACUAUGACUGAUGCCCUCGCUGAGUGGGCAGGUCAACCGGAACAAGAUCAGCUUGUCAUUGCUCAGGCCCAGUUGUACCUGACGAAAGGUCACGUGGAACGAGCUCUGGGCAUUUUGAAAAAAAUUCAGCCGGGGCAAUCGAAUUUUCAUUUAUCACGAAUAAAAAUGGCGGAAAUUUAUUUGGAAGAAAAGAAGGAUAAGCGAAUGUUUGCCGCGUGUUACAGAGAACUUCUAAAGGUAGAAGCCACUCCAGGAUCAUAUUCUCUUCUUGGCGAUGCAUUUAUGAAAGUUCAAGAACCAGAAGAUGCUAUUAAUUUUUACGAACAAGCCUUGAAAAUGCAAUCAAAAGAUGUUCAACUCGCUGAAAAAAUCGGUGAAGCUUAUGUAAUGGCUCAUCUCUACUCUAAAGCUGUCAACUUCUACGAGUCCUCAAUGAACAUUUAUAAAGACAAGAACAUGCGUUUGAAACUUGCAAACUUGUUGCUCAAGCUGAGAAAUUUUGAAAAGUGCGAAAAAGUGUUGCGCGCUCCAUUUGAGCGAGAUCCUGAGCCAGUUGGCACAGAGACUAUACAGACUUAUAUUCAAUUUUUGUUGCUUUUAGCAGAAUGUCAUGAAAUGAUGGAUAAUGUUCCUGAAGCGAUGAACGAUUUUGAGAAAGCCAAAUCACUACAUAGUCGCAUUCAAGAUAAAACUCUCACGGCGGCGCUGAAAAAGGAAGGCGCCCGAAUUUGUAAUCUUCAGGCUGAACUUCUCUACAGACGUCGAGAGUUCUCUCAAGCCGUCGACAUUUGCAAACAAGCACUGGCCUACCAUGAAACUGACCUUAAAGCUAAUUUACUGUUAAGCAAAAUAUUUAAGGAGGAAAAUAAAUGGACGUUGGUGUUGCAGCCAUGUCAGACUGUGAUUCAAGUGGAUCCGCAUAACGAUGAAGCUAACUCAAUUCUGGCUGAUUUCUAUUACAUAAGAAGUGAAGCUGCGCAUGCUUCAACAAGCUACACAACACUUCUUAACACUAAUCCUCAACAUUGGCAUGCUCUAUCAAGAGUUGUUGAGCUAUUCUGUCGAAAUGGGGAGCAAAAUGCUGCAGAGAAACAUUUGGAUCGUGCCAAAGAAGUUAACCCUAGAUGCGUAACAGAAUCUGGAUACAAUGUGUGUCGUGGAAGAUUCGAAUGGUAUACAGGAGAUCAAAAUGAGGCACUCCGAUACUAUUCAAGAACAAAGGAUAGUGCUGCUGGAUGGAGAGAAAAAGCGUUGUAUUAUAUGAUUGAUAUUUGUUUGAACCCAGAUAAUGAGAUAAUUAUCGAUGAGAAUAGUGUCGAGAAUCCAGAGACAACAAUUGUGGAAGAAGCUAGUGAACAGCAAAAACUUGCCAAAUAUUACCUCGAUCUACUCGGAAAACUUCCAACCACUGAUCGUUUCCUGCUUGCUCAAAAUUUUAUUCGAAUGCAUACUACUGACAAAUCAGCCAUUCAAGCUGCUCUUGAUGAAUUCAAUCGAAUGGCAUUUAAUGCCGAUCGUUCACAAGUUACUAAUGUUGGAGCAGUUUUCGGAGUUGCAAGAGGUCAUGUCCUGCUUAAACAAGUUCAGAAAGCAAAAACUGUGUUGAAGAUGGUGAAUGGAAGAGUUUGGAAUUUUGAUGAUAGUGAUUAUUUGGAAAAGUGUUGGCUGAUGUUGGCUGAUAUUUACAUUAAUCAAAACAAAAAUGAUCAGGCUGUGACAUUUUUGGAUUUAGUCUUUAAGUAUAACUGUAACUGUUUAAAAGCCUUUGAGCUGUAUGGUUAUAUGCGGGAGAAGGAACAGAAAUAUGUGGAGGCUUAUAAAAUGUACGAGAAAGCAUUUAUGGCUACAAAAGAAAGGAAUCCAGGUUUUGGCUACAAAUUGGCGUUCACCUAUCUCAAGGCAAAGCGGCUAUUUGCUUGCAUUGAAACCUGCCAAAAAGUACUUGAUCUCAAUCCACAGUACCCGAAAAUCAAAAAGGAAAUUAUGGAUAAAGCGAAAGCUCUAAUCAGAACUUGAAAUGUAAAUGGGGAAUACUUUCAUUUGUGAUAAUAAACAAUUUAUUUUUAAAUUGGAAUUUUUUAUUGUCACAGGUUGUAUAAGAAUUAUUCAAAUUUCAGAUCCGUUUUUAUAGUUCAAAAAUUUCUUCCAUUCAAAUAAAUAGCUUUUGAACUUCAUAUUUUUCAAUUGAUUGAUAAG